This is a messenger RNA of Neoarius graeffei (lesser salmon catfish), 4725 nucleotides long. RefSeq names its product SPARC related modular calcium binding 1 (gene smoc1). Gene Ontology annotation, cellular component: basement membrane. Lineage: Eukaryota; Metazoa; Chordata; Actinopteri; Siluriformes; Ariidae. The record is from RefSeq and is a predicted model, not a curated record. Gene Ontology annotation, biological process: extracellular matrix organization. The transcript has 15 exons. Gene Ontology annotation, molecular function: heparin binding; calcium ion binding; protein binding. Bases 273 to 1772 code for a protein of 499 amino acids.
GAGGAGAGCGGAGGAGCGCGCGCGCGUGUGUGUGGAUAAAGCGGGUUGCUAUGGCGAUCAUCAGUCUGUGAGCGAGCGCGAGCACUGUGUGAACUCUCACCUUCAGCAUUCACACCUAAAGAAGAAUAAAAACAGAGAGGAGGAGGAGGAGAGGAGAGGAGGAGAGGAGAGGAGGGGGCCGGAGGGGCCGGAGGAGGACUUUAGGAAUUCUGUUUUCCUGCUUAUGAAACAUUUGACUCGUCCAUCACAGUGAGUGUUGGACAGUGAGAGAGAUGUUUCCUCAUCCCUUCCUGGUGCUUGUGUGUUCUCUCACCCUGUUCGUGCCGCGGGUCCUCGGGCAGAAAUCCAACGGGCAGCGGUGGUUGAUUGGGGAUAGAGACAGCCACUGUGCAAUUAUCUGCUCAAAGACUCAAGCCAAACCAGUGUGUGGCUCAGAUGGACGCACCUACGAUACGACCUGUGACUUGCAGAGGGCAAAAUGCAAGGAUCGUACACUGACGCUGGCCCACAGGGGGCGAUGUAAAGGGAAGCCCUAUGGGCGGAUUGAUCAGUCACCCAUGCUUACUGCUCCCACCCUGGCUUCAGGAGGUAAAGAGCUGGAAAUCAAAGACUCAGGCCAGUCAAAGUGCCUUGUGGAGAGGAGCCAGGCUCUGGAGCAAGCCAAGAUACCACAGGAGUCCAUCUUCAUCCCAGAGUGCAAUGAAGAUGGGACAUUCGCCCAGGUUCAGUGCCACACACUCACAGGUUACUGCUGGUGUGUAACUACAGACGGCAAGCCCAUCAGUGGCUCCUCAGUCCAUAACAAGACUCCGGUGUGCUCAGGAAACUUCCAUGAAUUUAUCGGAACUCAUGCUGGGACAAGCGGAAUGACAGGUUCAGUAACUGAUAAACCUCCAGGACCACCUAGCUCUGGAAGAAAAGUCUCUUUCCGGUUCUUUCUCACUCUCAACCCAGAUGAUGGCUCCAAACCCACUCCCACAAUGGAGACCUACAUCAUCCCAGGUGAAGAGAUCACAGCCCCCACACUGUGGGGGAAGCAGAUAAACAGAGAAAAGAACAACACCAGCAGCAGAAAGCCAGAGAAAGUUCCCUCUUGUGACCAAGAGAGACAGAGUGCACUUGACGAGGCUCGGCAGAACCCUAGAGAGGGCAUCUUUGUCCCAGACUGUGGGCCGCUGGGCCUGUACAAGCCUGUGCAGUGCCACCAGUCCACCGGCUACUGCUGGUGUGUGCUGACAGACACAGGACGACCCAUACCCGGAACCUCGGCCAGAUAUAAAAAGCCAGAGUGUGCAGUCCAUCCCCCCGUUUCUGAUACGGAGGAUCCGUUCAGAGACAGAGAUCUGAAUGGCUGUCCAGAUGGAAAGAAAAUAGAAUUCAUAACCAGCUUGUUGGAUGCCCUAACGACAGACAUGGUAAAUGCCGUUAACGCACCAACCCCCUCUGGUGGUGGGAGCUUUGUAGAGCCUGACCCAAGCCACACUCUGGAGGAGCGUGUGGUGCAAUGGUACUUCUUUCAGCUGGACAACAACCGCAGCCAUGACAUCAGCAAAAAGGAGAUGAAGCCCUUCAAACGUUAUGUGAAAAAGAAAGCCAAGCCCAAGAAAUGCGCUCGCAAGUUCAUUGAUUACUGUGACCUGAACAAAGACAAGGCCAUUUCCCUGCAGGAGCUGAAAGGAUGCCUUGGGGUCAAUAAAGAAGGUACUUCAACAAGCCGCAGCAGUGAGGGGACAAGGCAAGGAACUAAUUUGUUCAUCGACCGUGUAGUGUGAUGACAGAAGCUUCCAGAAGAUGAGCCAAGAAAAGAGAGAAGACAGGCUGACAACUUGAACAGAAAAAGCGAAAAAAGAAAAGAGGUUCCUCGAGAAGAAGAAAAAAAAGCUGAUAACAUUGGAGCCAAAAUAUUUGCACUUUCUUCUCCCGUCGGUAGACAUUUGCUCUGUCUCUGAUUUUGUUGUAAACAUUUUAUGACGGCUGAUGUAAGUUGACAAAACUUUGGAUAAGAAAAUGGCACUCGUACAUGUGGCUGACUGCCUGCUUCAACACGGUAUAAGUGCGUGUGUGCGUGUGUGUGUUCAAGAAUACUAAACUCACAGCGAGGUCUAGUCAGUAUUAUACACCACAGCAGAUUUUUUUUAAUCACAAACCUUUCGUGUAGUUUUCUGAACUAGCGGUCGUAGUUGCACAUAACCAGUUUGUUUUUAUAAGAUCACUUAAGACUAUACUGUAUGUACAGCAUUUGGACUAAACAUGAAAAGAAAAACGGUUUGCCUGCACAACAUGGUUUACACCUUCUGUGUACUUAAUCAUAAGCCUAAUACACACGUUAUUUCACUAGCUGCAGGUUUAAGCAUAUACAGUGUGAGUCAAAAGUUUGUACACCCCUACUCAUUCUUAGAUAUUUCUGCAUUUGGACUAUUUUCUACAUCAAAAGUAUGAAAUAACAUCUGGAACAUAUAUAGAAUUAUGUGAUAAACAAAAACGUGUGUUUUGUUUAAUAUUUUAGCUUCUUCAAAGUACACACCGUUAACCUUGAUGAUGCUUCACACACACAAUUGGCGUCAUCUUAACCAGCUUCAUGAGGGAGUCACCUUUCAAUUAACAGGUGUGUCUCAUCAAAAGUUAAUUAGCGGACGAGUUUCUUGCCUACUUAAUUCGUUUGAAAUCAAACAGCAAAUAAUAAAAAUACAGUAAAUAGUGGUGGUAUUCAACACCACAACUGUAGUAAUCCAUACAGUAUUAUAUGAAGAACUGCUCAACUAAGUAAAGAGAAAUAACAGUCAUUACCUGAAGGCAUGAAGUGACUUUUAAUUUAAAAAAUAAAGGAAAAAACAGUAAAUUAGAAGGCGUGUACAAACUUUAGACUGGAACUGUAUAUCAAAAGACAAAUUUUGUUUAAUGACGCUAUUUGUAACCACUUUAUUAGGAACAUACAAUUAUCCAAUCAGCAAAUUAUGUUUAAAAAAAAACAGCAUUAACAGGUCAACAACAACAGCAUUAAUAAUAAUAAUAAUAACUAGAUAGAGAUCGUGACUAAAGUCACAGUAAUUUGCAUUAGCUGACCUUUGUCAAUUCAUGGUCAAGGAAACGUUGCGCCCUGCUGCCCUGAAAAAAAAUACUGAUUGAAAAAAUCAUGAACACUGAGAGGGUUAUAAGUGAUUGAAAAAAAUCCCACUUUUCAUGGAUCAUUCCAGCGCGGUGAUCCAGAUCAGCACCAAAAGUCAUAGCGACAUGAUUCAUUCCAGAGGUAUUCUUCAUGUGAAAUUUGGUGACGAUUGGUUGAAAACUGAAGGAGAAAUAGCAUCCUAAAAAUGUUACGAGAAUAAUAAUAAGAGAAAGAAAGUCGAAAGAUCCUGAAUGAGAGUUACAAUUUGCGCUAAUGCUGCUCGCGCAAAUUAAUAAUUUCCACGUGACUUGUUCUUAUCCACAGAAAAUCUAUGACCAAUUCAUUCUUUGUCUUUAAAACAACUGUAAAAACUUCAUAACACAUGUAUAAGAUGAGAGUAACAUUUCUGUAAUAAUUCAUGAACAGUUUAUCAGUAUUGCAACACAAUGUAGAAAGUAAACAGAUUUCUUUCUUUCUUUUUCUUUCUUUCUUUCUUUCUUUCUUUCUUUCUUUCUUUCUUUUAACCUAAGGGGAAACAAUAUGCUAAUUUCCCUGGUAACAUCUUUUAUAUCACAGCGUGUUGCAGAAACUGGUGCAAACACUUAAAAAAAAAAAAAGAAAAAGUUUGUUUGGUGUCUGUGAUAAAAUGUCCCCUCUAUGAAACUCAUAUGACUUACGGUGAAAGCAACAUCAGCGAGUUUCUCUCAGGUUUCAUUUCCAGAGAAAUCGGUCGUUUGCAUCAGACACAGCAGCAUGGUCACGGUGUAUCAUGAAUUUAUUUGUAAAUUCAUAUAAUACAUCGGCAGCAUGUGAGAAUAUCACGUGACAUCUAUUACCGGCUUUAGCUGUCAUUAUUUACGAGCCUGCAGGAUCACACACUUUUACUUUUUUACUUCAUCUUCAAGCGGACACGCAUUGCAGGAUGUAAACCGUCUCAGCUUAUUAAAUUAUUAACGACUUGCAAAGACAAAGAAUCCAUCUUUCUGUGUUUACCGAAAGCGAUUAAAAAGCUGAUGUGGACGUAAACACUGCUUAAAAUGGAAGUAAAUCUUUUCCAUCAGAUGCUCUUGGCACCUCCAGCCACCUAAAACCUGUGCUCUCAGUUUUUUUUUUUCUUUGACCAAUCAUUCUCGCUCACAGCAUGUUUAAAAACAAAAUGUACGCCUGUAUCUUACAUAACAUUAUGCAUUUGUUAUAUGUGUGACGUAUCAAUGGUAACAUUAUUCUUUACAUUCUUAUAGGCAUUUAAUCAAUGCUUAUAGAUGUGUUACGAAGUCCUUAUGUAGAGACUUUAAAUAAAGAAUUAGAAAAGUAAAAGAAGAUCAGAAUAUUAGAAAAAUAUCCCAGAGGUAAAAAGAACACCAUGUGAUGUGAUCGAGGAAGGAUGGUGUGUGCGUGCGUGUGUGUGUGUGUAUGGAGAUGUCCUUGGAUGUGAUUGCUUUGGCUUGCGAAAGGAAAAAAUGAACCAGUGAAGUUGUAAAUAUGUAUCAUAUGUGCUUUUUGGUCUUUUAAGUUUUUCAGCAUCAGUCAUGCAGCGAUCUUUUUACACACAGUUUGUUUUGCGAUCAUUUAGAACCUCUUUUGACUUGUGUAAUUAAAGUGUUUUGCUCUCAGCAUGA